GAUAUUCCGCCGGAAAUAUGGCUUCUGAUAUUCCAGUAUGCGACAUACAUUCCCGAAAGCCAUAAUAUCAUACCUGCGGACCCGUUCCAGCGAUCUCGAUUCCCGAGGAUGGCGAUGGGAGCAAAUACCCCGGUCCUCUCGAUGCGGACGAAAUGGAGCCUCGUCCUCGUCUGCCGUGCUUGGAGGCAGCUUGCCACGGUACUUCUUUACGAGCAUUUGGUCAUCAGGAGUCUUCGCCGGGCUCUUAAAAUAUGCUCGACGUUAAGGAACAGCGUUCGGCGCGCCACCAUAAACGGCAUUGAAGUGGACGUGUCGGAAUACGGCCAAUGGACGAAACACAUCGAAGUACAUGCCCACAUCCGCACUUUUGACACUAUGACAUUUGCAGAGGUUCUGUACCGCAUCCUCCAGUGCUGCCCCAAUGUCCGUAUUCUUUCGGGAACAUGGGACAGACCUAUCCCACGGUGGCUGAUGGCUGCGCUCCCUCGAUUCUAUGGAUCCAAGCUGGAACUUCUCCAGUGGGACUCGUUAUCGCUCACUACACGGUCCACCGAUGUCUGUACUCUCACACCCGAAUUCCUUACGGCGUUUCACUCCCUACGAACCCUGGACCUGCGGAAGUUCGGUGGCUGGAAUGAGACAGAUUACGGCAAACCCAACCUAGCGCUCCCCCGUCUUUCACAUCUGCUGCUGACAACGAACGAGUCCUCGCUACGGACCGCGACUAGCCUGGUUCUCCCGUCCCUCACCCAUGUCGUAGUAGAAGUCCCCUACUUCUACCCAGUGCCAUUGCAUUUGGAGCAUCUGGACGCGUUUCUUGAGGCCCACGGCCCGAAGAUCACAUAUCUCGAAGUCGUUUCGUCCCCGAUGUACAUCAGCGCCGACGAUGCCAAUCCAGACGCACCACACACGGUCGUCUUGCCCUCCCAUCGGCUGAAUAUUGCCUGCUUCCUCAUGCCAGGUGUCUGUACGCACUUACAGGACCUCGUAUUCGAUGUUCAUGAGCACGUAAUCGACUUCAAAGGGAUACCCACCCCGCAUCAGUCGUUACGUCGCGUCGGCCUGCGCGGGCUGUCAGGUGAAGCCAUAUCGCCGGAGAGACCUCAUCCUUCACAGGCGAUCUACCAUCUUAAGUCUUUCCGCCGCAAAUAUCUACCAUCAUUGGAGAUUGUAAGGACUCUGGGUUUUUAUGGGGACGCUAUGGAGAAGCCCACUUUGGGCAUAUUCAUACAAUGGACGGAAUUCUUUGAAAAGCGCGGUAUCGACCUCCAGGAUGGCGAAGGCGUGGUAUGGUUAUGGGCUGACGACGAAGAGGAUGACGCG
This is a messenger RNA of Gloeophyllum trabeum ATCC 11539, 1323 nucleotides long. RefSeq lists its product as uncharacterized. NCBI's taxonomy places the organism in Eukaryota, Fungi, Basidiomycota, Agaricomycetes, Gloeophyllales, Gloeophyllaceae. The annotation marks the transcript as partial. The transcript is spliced from 2 exons. The record is from RefSeq and is a predicted model, not a curated record.